Cheilinus undulatus (humphead wrasse) is the source of this 2577-nucleotide messenger RNA. RefSeq names its product neurolysin (metallopeptidase M3 family) (gene nln). Lineage: Eukaryota; Metazoa; Chordata; Actinopteri; Labriformes; Labridae. Gene Ontology annotation, molecular function: metalloendopeptidase activity. The coding region runs from base 127 to 2247 and encodes 706 amino acids. The record is from RefSeq and is a predicted model, not a curated record. The transcript has 13 exons. Gene Ontology annotation, biological process: peptide metabolic process; proteolysis. Gene Ontology annotation, cellular component: mitochondrial intermembrane space.
UUUGUCACAUGCAAUAGGGAGGGUGUUUGCUCCUGUAGUGUCUGCUGCUGCUGCUGGAACUCAUAUCUACAGUAAGAGGAGGACAAAGGGCUGUUUGCUCGGAUUUAAACGCAUGAAACUGCUGGCAUGUGUGCGCUAAGAGCUGUAGUCUGCCGAACAGUCUGCAGCGUCUCUAAACCUGUCCUGAGAAUGACCAUCCAUAACAGCUGUGUGAUAUCUGCCAGAGACUGCUCUCAGACAGGCAACAGGAGAAACACGCUAAGAUGGGACCUCUCUCCGGCUGAGAUCAGGACGGCCACUGACAGUUUGAUUAACAGAGUGAAAAAGGUUUAUGAUGACAUUGGAUCUCUAAAGAUAGAAAAUGUUUCCACUGAAAACACCCUGAAAGCCUUGGCUAAUGCCAAACUGGAUUAUGCAUCAUCACGCCAUGUCCUGGAUUUCCCUCAGUAUGUCUGUCCUUCCAAAGAGAUCCGGGCGGCAAGCACAGAAGCUGACAAGAAACUGUCCGAGUUUGACGUGGAGAUAAGUAUGAGGGAGGACGUUUUCAAGAGAAUCACUGCCCUGCAGGAGAAGUUUCAUGAGGACCUUUUACCUGAAGAAAAGCGGUUUUUAAAUAGGCUCAUUACACUGGGAAAGCAGAAAGGACUGCAUCUGUCGAAGGACAUACAAGAGGAAAUAAAAAGAACAUCAAAGCUCAUAAGUGAACUCUCCAUCGAGUUUAACAAGAACCUGAAUGAGGACACCACAUUUCUGGUCUUUUCUGAGCACGAGCUGGGUGGACUAGCUGAUAGCUAUCUGAAUGGCUUGGACAAAACAGCAGAUGGGCGCUAUAAAGUGACGCUCGAGUAUCCCCAUUACUACCCCCUCAUGAAGAGGUGUCACAAUCCGGAGACCAGGAGGAAGAUGGAAACAGCUUUUCACAGCAGGUGUAAAGAGGUAAACACAGGGAUCCUGGAGCAGCUAAUACAGCUGAGGGCAAAGGUGGCAGACUUACUCGGUUACAGCAGCCACGCAAACUAUGUGCUGGAGAUUAACAUGGCCAAGAAUGCCAACAAUGUGUCUGACUUUUUAGAUACUUUUUAUGAAACCCUGAAGCCCAUUGGAGUCAAAGAGAGGAAAUACAUCCUGGCUCUGAAGAAGAGGGAGUGUUUGAUGAAGGGCCUCCAUUUUGACGGACAGAUCAACGCCUGGGACUUACCGUACUACAUGAACCAAGUGGAGCAGUGCAAGUUUGCGGUGAACAAGGACAAACUGAUCGAGUAUUUCCCUCUCGACGUGGUGACAGAGGGACUCUUUGGAAUCUACCAGGAGCUGCUGGGUCUCGCUUUCGCAGAGGUGGAGCACGCUCAUGUGUGGCAUGAAAAUGUGAAGCUUUACUCAGCGCAGGACACGGAGACAGGAGAGGAGAUUGGACAGUUCUACUUGGACCUACAUCCAAGGGAAGGAAAGUACGGUCAUGCAGCAUGCUUUGGGCUGCAGCCAGGCUGCAAAGGUCCUGAUGGAAAACGCCAGCUUCCAGUUGCAGCCAUGGUGGCUAAUUUUACCAAGCCCAGGAAAGGUUUUCCAUCUCUCCUUCAGCACCAUGAAGUGGAGACAUACUUUCACGAGUUUGGUCACGUCAUGCACGAGAUCUGUUCGAAGACCAUGUUUUCAGAAUUCUCCGGCACCCUGGUGGAGACAGACUUUGUGGAGGUGCCCUCACAGAUGCUCGAGAACUGGGUUUGGGAGAAGGAGCCCCUGAGGAGAAUGUCUCGCCACUACAAGGACGGCACCCCGAUCCCAGACAAUCUGCUCGACAAAUUGAUCGCAUCCAGAGUCGCCAACACUGGACUGAUGAACCUGCGUCAGGUCGUCCUCAGUAAAGUGGAUCAGACACUGCACACCAGCUCACAAGCAGACUCGGCUGAGGUGUUCGCAAAUCACUACAAAGACAUCCUGGGCGUCCCUGCUACACCAGGCACCAAUAUGACAGCCAGUUUCAGCCACUUGGCUGGAGGAUAUGACGGUCAGUACUACAGCUAUCUGUGGAGUGAAGUCUACUCUUUGGACAUUUACUUCAGCCGUUUUAAAAAGGAGGGAAUUAUGAAUCCAAAGGUGGGAAGAGAGUACAGGAGGGUGAUCCUGGAGGCCGGUGGCUCAGUGGAUGGGAUGGACAUGCUGAAAUCAUUCCUUGGACGAAACCCACAACAGGACUCUUUCUUUCAGUGCAAAGGACUGAUAAAGUCUGAGGAAACAAAAAUGGUGUAAUUUUUAAAAAUAUUAAGUUUAUUUUUGUCGUUAUAUCAAAGUUUAUUCAAACUACUGACUGUAGAAAAAAUAUCAGUGCUUCAAUUGUUUUGUUAGUUUUUUUUUCUACUUGAUGAUUAGUGCUUGUCAAUAGUUAUUAAAAUGUACAGUCCUUGUAAUAAAAUGUACAGUAGACUUUUUCAAAAGCAUACGUUGUACCAUUUUAUAGUGAGAGAUAAUAUUUUUCUGAUAUGAAUUUCUUGUACUUAAGUGUCCCAGUAUUUCAAAGCAGUGAAAGUAAAGCAAACAGACAGUAUGAAAUAAACAUUAAAUAAAGCAGUUCAAUUUUCA